GGGAGAUAAAGGUUUGUCGUUUCGCAAUCAUGGUAGGUUUGUUCGUUGUUGUUCAUUGCCAUCUCUCUGUCCUCUGCGACUGUUGAAGCGUGACACUUGCCAGACCCAGCUGAAGAAUCUUACAUCUUACGCUUGACCAAGACUUAUUCGACGAACCUCCAGCGACCUACAGACAACAUGGCCAUCGCGGGCGGGCUUCUCCGCCUGGUGCUCAUCACCUGCUAUGCGAUCGCAUUCAUCUGCGCUGCGAUCAUCAUGGGAGCCUUUGCUUGGUUCACCGCAACCCAACUCGGCGCACGAAACAUCGCCUCACUAGUCCUCGGCUCAAUCACAACACUCUGGGCCAUGAUCUCCGCCUUGACAAGCUGCUUUACCGCCGGCGUCUCCGUUUUGACAGCAUGCUCCAUCUUCUUCGACUUGCUCUGCGUCGCAAUGAUGAUGGCAGUAGCAAUCAUCAACAGAUCCGCAACCAACGGCUGUGACGACGGUCCACCAUACCCACGUGUCGUGUACCGCGGCUUCGGACGAUCUAGCGGUUACAACGGAUGCCGACUCUUCGUUGCGACUUUCGCUGUUGCUAUCAUCGCCGUCUUCGCUUUUGUUGUUGCGAUGCUUGUGCAAGUUCUUAUUCGUCGUCGCAGCCGAUCGCACCGCGUCAGCAAAGUCUAAGUGCAGGACACUUAGAGGCAUCGAGCAUAUGAGGAAUAUGGACAGAACAAUGACUUGACAGGACGAGAGAAUGAUAACAAGAUAUGACGCAGAAUUUCGGAGGCGUUGUUGCUUGGGCGUUAGUUGAGUGCAGAAUAGCGUAAUGAUACCCAGCGACUGAGAAUAUUCCAAGUACUUUGGUUAACUAAUGGAAAUACGAUCGAUUAAGACCUUUCAGGAGCGAUGGAAGCCCAUCACGUUCCGGUGUCUUUCAUGCACUCAUACAGUUCUCGGC
Molecule: messenger RNA, 943 nt
Organism: Cercospora beticola
Lineage: Eukaryota; Fungi; Ascomycota; Dothideomycetes; Mycosphaerellales; Mycosphaerellaceae
Source: RefSeq, a predicted model, not a curated record